Rhagoletis pomonella (apple maggot) is the source of this 1266-nucleotide messenger RNA. RefSeq lists its product as uncharacterized. Gene Ontology annotation, molecular function: nucleic acid binding; zinc ion binding. The record is from RefSeq and is a predicted model, not a curated record. The transcript has a single exon. Lineage: Eukaryota; Metazoa; Arthropoda; Insecta; Diptera; Tephritidae. Bases 1 to 1266 code for a protein of 421 amino acids.
AUGACGUCUUUGAAUUUACGUACUUCCGCGAAGUCAUCGAUUACGCGGAUUUUUAAUACGGUUCAUACCGAGGGCUAUAGUCCAUACCAGGUCGAAAUGGAGCACAUUCUUGGAAUGGUGCAGCAGUACUGGGAUCGUUUCGUUAAACAUCAUUUGGAUUUAGUCGCUGGGGCACAGUCGUCAGAUAUUCCUACUCACGAUACACUGUACGCUAGCACGGAAGAGCAAUUCAACAAGGUUUGCAUUAAAUUACGUCGCUUGCUAUUGCAAUGCACUCCUGUUGAGCAUGACUUCGUGCGGACCCAAGCAGCGGAUUUGCGGCUAGAUCCUGUUUCCAUACCACCCUUCGAUGGUCAGGUGGAGAACUGGCUUGUGUUUAAAGACAUGUUCGAGACAAUGGUCCACCAACGGACAGAUCUCGAUCCAACAUACAAGCUUAGUAAAUUGCGGCAGUACGUCAAGCCUGAAAGUGUCCCAAUGGUCACUGGGUUGUAUACUGGAGGUUAUGAAGAGGUUUGGGCGGAACUGAAGCGUCGCUAUGACAACUCCUAUCUGCUGUCACAAACCCACGUGCAACGUAUACUAGCUUUGCCAACUGAUCCACGGGACACACAGAAGGUGCUCCGUGAUAUCAUCGACUGUGUACGUAACAGCUUUCGUGCAUUAUCUGUCAUGGGGUUGCCGGUAACACAAUGGGAUGUACUUGCGAUUCCAAUAUUGCUGCCAAAGCUGCCGGUAGCAGCAAGAAAUGAUUGGGGCAUGAGCCUCAAAGACAACGAUAUUCCCCGAUUGGAAGAUUUAUUGAGCUUCAUCGAGCGUCGCGCGAUGAAUAUGCCGGCUGCAUCGUCUGUGUCGCAUGGUGUGAUCACCUCUUCACGGCAUACGGCACAACGUGGGGCUAGAGCACACCUAGCGUCUGCACAAGCGAAUGGUGCGAAUACCUCAAGUUGUCCACAUUGUUCGGAGAACCAUCGUCUUGCCAAAUGUCAUCGCUGGCGGAAUCUUGCAGUAACGGCUCGUUGGGAGACCGUUAGACGUUUGCGCCUUUGCUUCAACUGUCUACGUGACGGCCAUGUUACGCGUGAUUGUUCAGCGGGAGUUUGUACGGUUUGCCGCCAAAAACAUCAUACACUUCUUUGUCGCAGUCCGACUGUUGGUUCGGGUACUAGCAUGGUUCCCACCAAAUGGAUUCAACGAAUUCAAAGCCAGAACCUACAGUAUCGCAGCCUCAGGUCUUCCCACGCGGUGAACAACAGUCAAAUGUAG